Molecule: messenger RNA, 1791 nt
Organism: Leptidea sinapis
Lineage: Eukaryota; Metazoa; Arthropoda; Insecta; Lepidoptera; Pieridae
Product: epoxide hydrolase 4-like
Exons: 6
Coding region: 192-1256 (354 amino acids)
Molecular function (GO): hydrolase activity
Source: RefSeq, a predicted model, not a curated record
UUUGCCUUUUGACCAGUUGUUCAAACUUCAAUUUAAAUGUUAAAAAAGCGGUAUGAUAACAGCGACCUGUGAUAGUGAUAAGAGAGUAUUCAGAAUUGCACUUUUAAUAUUUAGUUUUCUGAGUGCAGUGUGUCGUACAUUUACACUAAGACGUAUUAGUACGCGGGAGAAUUGAACAUUUUGCGAGAGCAAUGAGUGUAAAAAAUAAUAAAGUAAUUCAAACAGUGUCGGGUUGGGUAGCGGUAGAAAUUCUUUUCCAGUGUGUUAUUAUUGGUUUCUGGCAGCUAUUUCAGCUUGCUUUAAGAAGGUUAUGGAAAGGACACCGUAGGAAAUUAUCUAAAAAUGUCCCACCGGUGGAAUUAGCUGUAGACACAUCAAUAGGAAUACAUUGCUAUAUUAUUGUCCAGGGAGUAAAAUACCACUAUGUAGAAACAGGCCCAAAGAAUGGACAGUUGGUCUUGAUUCUUGGUGAUGCCCCUGACAUAGGCAAUCUCUGGGUCCCAUCAUGGUCAUCAGUAGUUCAAAGACUUGCUGAAAAUGGUUACCAUGUGGUGACCCUUGAUCUUAGAGGAACUGGGGGUAGUGAGUCUGGUGACCGCUGUGACCUCUCACCUCCUAAAGCUGUUGAAGAGCUGGCCGCAUUGCUUCAAGCAUUAGAAGUAUCAGAAAAUAGUCCAGCUAUUGUUAUUGGCUUUGGGAUUGGAGGAAUGCUAACUUGGUAUCUGGUGCAUUGCCAAGGCGCCAUGAUUCACAAGUUCAUAGUGGUGGGAGCGCCUCAUCCGAACCUGUACUGGCAGCACCCACCGGCAGCCUUCUGUCAUCGCUCCUUGCACUUUAUACAGUGGCCGCACUUCCCCGAGCGUUGGUUAGCGGAGAUGGAGACCAGGGACGGGGCGCGGUGGUCACGAUCCAGGGCGAGGGACUGGAGCGGGGCACUCAACUACGUCAGAGGCGCAGCGUGGUACAGAAUCCACCCGGACCACAAGGCGCGUCCUCGUGGGUUGCUGAUGGGCACCAAGGAUAAUGCUGCUCAGCUGGUAGCUAGCGCACAGCACUGUGUCACACCCGCCAUCCGGUUGGUGACGAAACCAGAGCCAGGAGACAAGAGCCUCCCUCCUCACGUCAUAGACUUCAUUGUUGGGCGGAAGAAGCAAGUGGAUGAGGCGCCCCGUGGCUUAGUGACCAGAGUUCUGGAUGCGGUGGCCGACAAGGGUCGCGAGUUCACGGCCAGGCUCGCACUGCCUGCGAACGCGUGACGGUUAAAAUCCCUGCCAGAAUCACCAGUGGUCCAAAUUGGAAUUGUGUUAUUUUUCGUGAAUGUAUACUACAGCGUUUUAGUUAUAUUAGUUUUAUGGCUCUCUCUGUAUAAUAAAUACUAAGAAAAAAUCAGUCCACUGUUGUGUUUCCAGUGGAGUUAAUAUAAUCUAAGAUUUGCCUUAAUCCAAAGUACGUACAAGACUGCAGUAUAUAUGGAUGAUAUUAUAGUUAUUGUGUAAACGGAAUUAAUUGUAAAAGAUUUAAAUUUAUAUUGCAUUGAAAUUUUUAAACUAACCUUAAUUAAAAUAUGAUAUUAGUCUCUAUAUCAUAGGUAUAUUACGAUAUCGAUGAAUAAUUAUUGUCUACUACUUUACUUUGUUCGAAUGUUUAAUUAAUAUAAAUUAAUUAUGUUGCUUGGCGUGUUAACAAAGGUACUUUGAACCUACUUUGUAAGUUCCAUCAACAUAACUUCAGUAGGCAUUAUCUCCAUACAUAUAAUUAGUUAGGAUAAAUGGCAGCUAUUCGUCUUACGGC